Pogonomyrmex barbatus (red harvester ant) is the source of this 744-nucleotide messenger RNA. RefSeq lists its product as uncharacterized. Lineage: Eukaryota; Metazoa; Arthropoda; Insecta; Hymenoptera; Formicidae. The record is from RefSeq and is a predicted model, not a curated record.
AUGUCCGUGAAUAAAUUCAAGAAAUCUCUGGAAAAGCAACGCGGCAUUGACGAUCGUUCGACGAUCGCAUCCCUGCGGGCGUACGUGCGUCGCAGCGCGCUCUGCCUUAAUCCGGACGACUACGACGUCAACAGACAUAAGAUACGCCAUUUGGACACACCGAUUGAUGAUACCGACGCGACAACCAAAGGUUAUGUCGACGAAGCGCUUCGCGUGAGGAGCGAGGAAUCGAAAGUUCUAACGAACGAGCUAGAAGAUAUGAACAAGCGAAUUCGAAAUAUUCUCCUGCAGUAUUACGACAUAAAAACCGAGGUGAACAUUCUGCGGCAUCUCGAGAAGAAGAGCGAAGCCUCGCUCGUCGAUCACGACAAACGAAUAGAGGAGAUGAGAGACACGGUGGAACAAGAGCUCGAAAAACGGGACGAAUCGCGAGAGAGAGAUCUGAGCGAGAUCCGAGGAGUCAUCGAGACGCUCGGUGACACUCAGGAGAAACGAACGCGAAAUCUAAAGGAAUCGCUGCGACAGAUCGAGGAAAGGAGGGAAGCCUUGUUCGUCGAUUUCGAUAAACGAAUAAGAGAAACGAAACAAGCACUCGAUAAACGGAACAAUCAACGAAUUAAAGAUCUGCUCAUGUUUCAACGUGAGUUAGGACGAAUGAAGGAAAAACAAGACAAAGUGCGAACUAGAGACUCGAGCGAGAUUCGAAAGACCGUCGAGACGAUCAGCGACGCUCAGGAGAAAUGA